AUUAACCCGCCUCUCAAACGACGACCAUAAUAGUCAGUGGCUCGAAAUCUGAUUCCAGAGGUCGCUCGCCUUUACACAUGUCACCAAUUAUUGCAUUAUUGCUAGUGGGGGUACCCACUAUACUCGCACAAUCAUUUAAUCAAACCCACCUCGGAUUCCCUGAAGCAUGGGAUGGAGACAAGUACAGAGAGCUUUACUGCCCAAGCAAAAAUAUCCCCAAAUGGCUUGACGGUUAUUUCCUCUGCCAAUUGUCUGCAUCAUAUGGUAACUCUUCCGCUCCAGAAGGUGAAAAGCUGAACCACAUGAUUGACGCCAUCGGUGCUGUUGGAUCAUUCCAUGUUAGCAAUGGCCAAGUUGUCUUCUCUGCUCAAUACUAUCCAGCCCGCCCAUAUAAGAUCUGGGAGUUCUACGACCGUAACAUGAGCAAGGCUAGCGUACCAUGGGCAGGAUGGUCGGACUAUAAUCUUACUGCAAUGUCGCGUUGGGAGCAAGUUCCAGCUAACCCAGAUUCUGCAAGAUUCCACCCGAAUCUUGAUUUCUGGAAGGUUGGCAACAGAAUUGUAGCAGGUACUGAGGCUCCAUAUUGGGUGGGGUAUGAAUUUGAUGUUCGAACUCUUCAAAAGUUCAAGCUUUUCCCAUUCAAAGAGGAAAAUGAUAUCUUCUCUACACCAAGACACACAAUGAUCCCAAUUUCAAUGGCAAUCCAUGAGCGUAACGAUGCUGAUGGAACAAUCUGGGGAUCGUUCUCCGCAAUGAACUUCGAAGAGCAAAGAUUCUUCCAAGGCAUCUUCACUGUCGACACAAACGGUGUUCGUCGAGUUGUUGGACUUUACGACUACGGAGUAUGGGACACAAAUGCAUGUGGUAGCAAUGAUGAAUACAUUGGCGACAAGACACUUCUUCCUGGUUACAUUCACUCGAUUACAUCAACUGAAAACUUUAUCAUUCUCCCUAUCACCUCUUUGCUCAUCAACCCAUGCAAAUUCAAAGAACCACCAUUGAACAACGUUAGAUCUGCAAUUCAAAAGGGAGGACUCUGGGGAAUGGACUUUUAUGAUAUGGUGCCAAUGAGAUUCCUCAUUUUCAACAAGAAGACACUUGAAUUCACAACCUCUAAGCCAUUGGAAGUCUUCCCAUCCAUGUUUGUAACUCAUCAAUUGAACGCUUUUGAAGCCGAUGAUGGUAACUUUGUUGCUGAUAUGGUUGUUUAUGACUCCCAUGAUCCAUACGUGAAGUACUUCUACACCGACUUCCUCACCAAACAACUGUACCCAAGCACUGCUCGUGUUCUUCGUUUCACAUUAGAUAGCAAGAAGCAACGUGUAAUGUACAAUUACCUUGUCCCACAAGAGACUAUCGCUGCCGAUUUCCCACAAUUCAACCAUAAUUACGAACAAAAGCCUUAUCAAUGGGGAUACUUGGUUCAACAUCCGUUCGCCUCUGGAAAUAGUAUUAUCAAGAUUAAUGUUGACGAGCCAGCUGGAAAUCGCAAUUUAGAAUUCCGCGCAGAGCCAACAUUAGUGCUCCACGAGCCGUGGUUUGUUCAAAAACCAGAUUCAAAGAAGGAAGACGAAGGUGUUCUUAUUGUUCGUGGAUUGGACACAGCGGAAAACAAAGGUGUUCUUAUCGUGAUUGAUGCUGAGAAAAUGGUCGAACUUGGAAGAGCCUAUGUUCCAAUUUCUAUUCCAUUCGGAUUCCACAACAGAUUUUUCUCCAAGAAAGAUCUUGGUCUCCCGGAAGGAUUCCAGGUUGGUCAAAGUCAAUACAGACCAAUUGAGAAAAAGCAAGGAUUCGCGACUCUGCCUUUGAGAAAGGUGUCCACAGUACCACCAACCACCUCAACUUCUUCCACGACAACUCAAAAACCAAGCACAACUACAACUGUCCCGAGCACAACUCCCACAUCAACCACCACCACGACAACAACUACUCCAAAACCAACAACUAGUACAUCCACGUCCACAUCAACGACGACAACAACAACGACCUCCACAACAGCCACUACAACUCCUCAACCGACAACCACAACGACAUCAGAGAAGCCUGUUACGUUGACAACACAAACAUGGACUGCUCCACCAACUACUACUGUGAAGAGAACAACGCCACAAACUGUUCCAACUACAACUCCAAAAAUUCCACGUUGGUGGCCACUAGCUGGUUCUGGAAGCACUGAACAACCAUGGUGGCAAAAGGUACAAACUGGUCAGAACACUCUUCCACCACUUUUUCCAGUUUCAAAAAGAGUGGAGGAAAAAGUAGAGAAAGUUUCGGCAAAGCCAAAUGAGAGCGACAACAAAAUCCCCGAACAAAAGCCUGUGACGGCUACUGGAUCCAUGGAUGAAAUCUACGAACAAACGCUUGGAGCACUGUGCUCAUGGCUUCCAAAAGUUUUCACUUCGAUCUCGAAUGAGUUGUGCUGGAAGCAAGGAAAAACAGCGGCUAAGUGGAUGGCUCCUCUUGCGCAGACCUAUGCCGAACGAUUCCGAAUGGGCCGUGCCAACCGAAAGGUCUCCCCUAACGACACACCAAACCUUCAGCCAUCCUUGAAGCAAAUGGCAUUCGAUGAACAGCAGCAACAAGCCGAGCCCAUCCGAUUCGGUUAAUUAAUUUUUUGCUCCGUGUUUUUUCCAUUUCCCUUUUUUCUGAAGAUGUUUAAAAACCGAGCUCAUCAAAACCCCUUUCAUGGUCUUGUAUCUUUUUUAUCCUUUUCUCCAUUUAUUUUUGUUAUCCAUAGUAGGGCGUAUCGUCCAAGAAGAGCAGGUAUUAUGCUCUUCAUUCAUAUUUUUCUUACUUCUUACUAAAUCUGGUUUGAGCGAAUGCAUUUUUGUCGAGAACAUCUCAUCAUCUUCUCCUUUCAAUAUUUAUUUUUAUUUUUCUUUCUCAUUUUUCACAGUUACUGGUCAAGAUUUGCUUUCGCGCAAUAAACUUUGCUCAAUUUUU
Caenorhabditis elegans is the source of this 2943-nucleotide messenger RNA. RefSeq names its product Carotenoid oxygenase (gene F49E10.2). Gene Ontology annotation, molecular function: oxidoreductase activity, acting on single donors with incorporation of molecular oxygen, incorporation of two atoms of oxygen. Gene Ontology annotation, biological process: isoprenoid metabolic process. The record is from RefSeq and is marked reviewed. Bases 78 to 2606 code for a protein of 842 amino acids. Lineage: Eukaryota; Metazoa; Nematoda; Chromadorea; Rhabditida; Rhabditidae. The transcript has 12 exons.